This is a messenger RNA of Lindgomyces ingoldianus, 390 nucleotides long. RefSeq lists its product as uncharacterized. The transcript is spliced from 2 exons. The coding region runs from base 1 to 390 and encodes 129 amino acids. The record is from RefSeq and is a predicted model, not a curated record. Lineage: Eukaryota; Fungi; Ascomycota; Dothideomycetes; Pleosporales; Lindgomycetaceae.
AUGUCUAAAGAGACUUGCACCUGGCCCUCUAUUCGGAUGUCUAAAGAUAUGCAGAACUUCAACGCAGAAGGCGCAGGUGAAAUUAUGUUCAACAAGGUCGUGAACAGGGUUCCCAAUCUAGGAAUGACAUGGAACAAAGACGUGAACAAAGAAUUACCAACCACCCUGUUCAAGGAUGCUAGCCAAACCCCGAAGACUUCCAAGAACCACAAUCUGCCUCCUCGAACACCAAUAUCGAGCCUCGUCGGAGUUCUUGAAAUCACAGCUUUAGCCCCAGCUGCCUAUACUGCAACAGAUAAUCAUCCAUGUGCCACUCAGUCAAUCCUCGUACACUGGGGCGAGGGAUACCGUCCGUUGCUUCCUGAGCAAAAAUCUUGCCCAAGCGUCUAA